AUGGUCGAUUUCAGCAAGUGCAACUCUUCCGGGCCUGUGAGUAAAAAGCAGGCGUCCAUUUUAAGCUUCUUCAAGACCCAGGAUGUGAAGGUAAAGAAGGUGAUUGGUGGAGGGGCGGAGGCGCCCAAAGAAAGUAAAAGCGAUGCGGAUAAGAAUGACGGACAGCAACUCAGCGCGGCGAUGAGCAUGCUUGACAAAUUUGCAGCAACUGUUGAGGUGAACAAGCAGCCGCAGCAGCAGGAGGGGGGUGAAAAGAACGAAGCAGAGCAAAGCUGCGAAAAGGGUUUCACUGCAACGAAGGACACAAAUGAGAAUAAGGAAAAUGGAUGCAGCACACAAGUACCACAAGCGAAUCCAUUGUCCGAUGACAGCCAAGAGGUGAACAAAACAGAGGUGAAAGGGUCCAUUGAAAAAGAGGACAUGGAAAUGAAAGAAAGUUAUGAGCAGAUAUAUGCAGACAACGCGGAGUUGAGCACUGAUGAAGAUAUUAUUGUGAGGAAGAAGCGAAAGGUGAUCAUGGAUUCCUCAAGUGAAGAUGUAUAUGAAGGUUCUAAUGAAAAAAGUGACGAUAAUGGAAAGAAUACAAAAAGGAAAACACCCCCAGGAAAUGAACAGGUUGGUGGUGUGGACGGGAAGUUAGGCAAUUUGGUUUAUGAGUCAAAUAAGUGUAUAAAGACAGAGGAAACAUUAUUUACGAAUGAGCAAAGUGCAAAGGAGAUUAGCAAAAUGAAUCGUCGAAAGGAAGAAGAUGGAAAAAAGUCACAAGAAUUGGACACACUAAGGAAUAAAUUGCUGAGCAUGCCAAUAAGCUUAUCAAAUGAUAAAUUCCGCAUGUACAUAGAACAGUACUUCCUCUAUUGCAAUACGUUUGAAUUUCCUAAAUGGAUUCAGCCACAGUAUAUACGAGAUCUGAACUUAAGGACCCCAGACCAUGCAGAUUAUGAUUGCUCAACUAUAUGGACCCCCCCACCAGAUCAUCCCUGGGCGGUGGAAUACAAGCACGCGCAUUACACCCCAGGGAUGCAACAGUUUUGGAAAAUAAAGUCAAAAAAUUUCGAUAAAAUUAUAUUUUUUAAAAUGGGGAGAUUUUAUGAAAUAUUUUAUAUCGAUGCUUGUUUAAUGCAUACAAUUUGUGGGUUGAAUUGGAUGGGUGGGGAACAGAAACCUCAUUUAGGAUUUCCAGAACAGUCUCUUCAUUUAUAUGCGAAAAAGGUUAUCAACUGUGGGCAUAAGGUGGUGGUGAUUGAACAGAUGGAGACUCCAAAGGAGUUGGAACAACGCAAUAAAGAAACCUGUGGUCCGAAGGAUAAAGCUAUUAAGAGGGAAAUUAAUGAAAUAUAUACAAAGGGGACCAUUUUACAUGAUAAUAUGCUUAGUUCAGAGACGAGGUAUUUGAUUUGUUUUCAUUUUGAUGAUACGGAAGAUUUAGAUGAUGGAGUGGUGAGUGUUUGCAAUGGGGGGGUAGGAAGUGUUCCGGGUUCCUCAUCUCAGAAUGAGCGUUCAAUUAAGAGCAAAUGUAAUUUUGGCUUUGUUGUGAGUGACAUUGCUACAUCGUACAUCGCAGUAGGGUAUUGUAAUGACGAUGAGUCACGUAUUGAGCUUAGAACAAUUCUUGCUCAGCUAUGUCCAGCAGAAAUUCUAUACGCUUCUAAAAAUAUAAAUAAGGAGGUAUUGUCCAUUUUCAAAAAUAUUCCAGCGGAACCAGAAUUAACAGCUGUGAGUUCUUUUCCAAAUAUAAUUGCCUCUUUAGAUGAGAUACGGAAAUAUUUUGAGACCAUUCCUCCAAGUUUAGAAAUGCAUAAAGAACAAAACAGUGUGAUUUGUGCAUUUGGUGGGUUCAUCGUUUAUCUGAGGUCACUUUUACUCGAUAAGAAAAUUUUUCGCUUUUGCAAAAUUGAACAUUAUGAUCUUUUUAAGAGGGAAAAUUAUAUGGUUCUAGAUGCAACAGCGUUAAAGCAUUUGGAAAUUUUGGAGACUCAAUCUGGGAAAAUGAAAAAUUCUCUUUUCGAUUAUGUAAACAAAACAUGUACUAAUUUUGGGGCGAGAAAUAUGAGGCGAUGGAUUUGUAGCCCACUACUCGAUUGCUCAAAGAUAAAUGAACGACUAGAUGUGGUAGAAUUUUUAAAAAAAAACGAACAUAUAUUAUCCCUUAUCCGAUUGAAGUUGAAGAAGCUACCAGACAUAGAAAGACUGUUGAACAAAAUUUGUAUUCAAGCAUCUCAGAGCGAAAGAGGAGCUGUCUUUUUUGACAAUGUAGUUAGUACCAAGCUGAAAGAAUUCAUGACUUUUUUAAAUGCCUUUAAAGAAAUUGGAAGUAUGUUAAUCGAAAUUAAUAGCAUUGAAAAGGAUGAAGAGGAGUUACCCAAGAGGUUGUUUGAAAUUAGUAAUACCCCAGAUAGGAAAAGCUUAGUGAGGAAUAUACAAGGGAGCUAUCCUAACAUAGAACAAAUAACUACCGAGUUUUUAAAAAAAAUUGAAUUUGAUGGGGACAAGGAAUAUAAGCCAGCGGAGGGGUGUGAUGAAACGAUUGAUAUGAUUAACAAUAGGGAGAAAGAAGUGGAAGGUGAAUUGAAUAAUAUUUUAACAAGGAUGAAAAAGACUAUGAAAAUAUCCUCACUCAAAUAUGUAAAUGCCAAGUAUAAAUAUGAAGUGGAGUGUCCGGAAAAUGUCCCUAAAGUUUUUCUAAAGAAUGUGGAAAUCACAUCUGCUAAAAAAGGAUUUAUUCGAUUUCACAAUGAUGAGAUAAAGCAAUGUGUUGGGAUGCUUGAAGAUAUAGACCAGGAAAAGAAGGACGCCAUUUAUCCCUUCUUUAAAAAAAUAUUUCAUUUGUUCUAUGCUCACUACGAGAAAUAUGUUUCUGCAUGCAGAUUGGUGUCUGAGUUGGACUGUCUUCAAGCCUUUGCUUUUGUGGCUUUGAACACGCCCUUUGCUCUAACGCGCCCUGUUCUGCACCCCAUGAGGAGUAAUGAAAAUGCCGAGGAGGGUAGCGAUGAUGAUAUAGGAGAUAUUAGCGAAACGAGUAGGAGCGCCGUAAGUGCAAUGGGGCGCAAUGUGGAAAGUAAAGGAAGUGAACCCUUUCUCAUCCUCGAAAAUAAUAUUCACCCGGUGGUGGCCACACUUAUGCCUAACUUUAUUUCGAACAAUAUAUACAUGGGUUGCAAGCAGGAAAAUCAGACCACGCUACUCCUCACAGGACCUAACAUGGGUGGAAAAAGCACUUUGCUAAGACAAACAGCCAUUUCCAUCAUUCUGGCCCAAAUUGGAGCCUUCGUCCCAUCUACCUACUGCGAACUGACUGUGGUUGACAAAAUUUUUACUCGACUAGGAUCUAGUGAUAAUUUGUUCGAAGGAAAAAGUACCUUCCUUGUGGAGUUGGAAGAUAUUUCGAACAUGUUAAAGCAGAGCACAAAAUACAGUUUAGCUAUACUGGAUGAGCUCGGGAGAGGAACAUCUUCCUUUGAUGGCACUGCCAUUGCCUUGUCCACUUUAGAACAAAUUGCAGAUGUGAUAAAAUGCAGGUGCAUAUUCUCCACUCAUUACCAUCUCCUAGUGGAGGAAGUCAAACACAAUAAAAAAAUUUCAAACUAUCACAUGAGCUUAAGUAUAGACGAUCAUCAGGAGAAGAUCAUUUUUUUAUAUAAAUUUAUUAAGGGAGUUUGCCCCAAGUCUUUUGGUAUUCACAUUGCAAAGCUAGCUGGUCUGCCGAAAGAAAUUAUCGACUUAGCCCAUGAGAAGUCCACUCUGUUUGAGAACGUAACGGACGAAUUUUGCAAAAUUAUUAAGUACAAGAAUAUUGUACGCUCCCUGCUCAGUGCCCCUGACAAUGAAAAGUUGGGUGCCCUCUUCCGUAGGUACCGGGCCGAGUUCGCCUCGUGA
Messenger RNA from Plasmodium fragile, 3876 nucleotides. RefSeq lists its product as uncharacterized. Gene Ontology annotation, biological process: mismatch repair. Gene Ontology annotation, cellular component: MutSalpha complex; nucleus. The coding region runs from base 1 to 3876 and encodes 1291 amino acids. Lineage: Eukaryota; Apicomplexa; Aconoidasida; Haemosporida; Plasmodiidae. The record is from RefSeq and is a predicted model, not a curated record. Gene Ontology annotation, molecular function: ATP binding; mismatched DNA binding; ATP-dependent DNA damage sensor activity. The transcript has a single exon.